GAAAGUACCGAAUUCUCCAGAGGCAGACUUUAAGCAACAUUGUAAACAGCAAUUUUGUGACCGCAACAAUGAACGGGCCAGUUUAUGCGUCAUCUUGCCCCGCACUACAGUCAAAUCUGUCGUUACACAGCUCAUCGUAUUACAGCGAAUAUAGCGGCACCACGCGAAGGCGGCUAUCCUCAACGGGCGAGGCUGAUACUUCUGCUACGUCGAGUUACGAGGGUAGUGACAGUUCCGAAAACAGCGACGAGUCUCGUCUCGAUCCGGUUAGCCAGAUGGAACGAGAGCAACUCGAGACCUUCUUCCGCGGACUAAAGUCGCAGGUGUUCGUCUGUGAAUCGCUGGCGAAUCUGUAUCUCGGCAGCGCCUCUCAGACAGAAAGGUGGGAGCUUCGUUUCACCGGAAUUCCCGUGGUAGUUCUUGAUCUUGGGGAGACACGAUCAAGAUCCAAAAGACGGAUUCAAAUCCUACUGGCAGAACGCGGUACUUGCUUCACCCUCUGGCGCGAAACUAUCGACAAUCUUUCAUCGUACAAGGUGUCGGGGCCAGCUUUUCACACGAUGUGUCUCUCGUCGGACCACACUCGCCUGGCCGGGCUUAGCUUCGACAACUCGAAAGCGGCGAACGAUCUGUGGCAGCACAUAGAACGUCUCGUGUCCUGCCCGGAAAACAUCAGCUUAUCGGCGCCAGGCAAGAAGAAGAAGAAGCCCGUACAGAAAAAGGUGGUGUUGCCGGCUAAGAGCAACAUCAGUCAGCCGUGCCAAUUCCAACAUGUAACCAGCGUGGACGCGGCUGACCGUUCGCGUUACUUCUCCCUGCAGACGCUGGUACCGGCGCUGAGCGAGGCGCUGGAGAACUCGUUGGAAGCGAACUUCUGAGACAAGCCUGACGUCUCCAAGUUCUCAUAGGGCCGGCGCAGCGCGACGCCCGACUCCCGCCUUCUUUCCCGGAAGUAAUCCCAUCGAGGAAGAAGGAUCCACUUAAUAUCGAGUACGGGAAAACGGAUCAAGGAGUCCAGGAGACACUCUUACACACCGGGCGUCUCGGAUCGCGAAUGUGUCGAGAACUGUCGAAGGGAGGCGAGGAACGCUAAGAAGGCGACACUGCGGAUUCCAUCGGAAAUCCAUCCUUUUAUCUUUUUGCUCUUCCUCCGAAGUAGUCGUAGUAGAAGGUCCUAGGGCCCAAGACGGGGAGGAGAUAUAUCGACGAAGCUUUAAGCACGAUGAUGAAAAGAGAGGGCGAAUACUUUUCCCGAGGAGCUCUUCCGGCUCCCGGUAAUUUUACUUGAAUUCAUCUCUAUUCUUCUCUCGUGUCUCUCCCGAUAUAAUAUCAUCCAGCUAGGUGGUAAGAGCUAAUGGUUAAGUAAAGCGCGCUGAAUCCCGAUGUUCCGCGUUAUCCUUGUUCUCGUGCAUCGAGGCGAAAUCAGCAUCUCCGAGGGAGAAAUCGAGAAGGGCUCGAAGGGCUCGAAGGGCUCGCGAAGAGAGACGUAGAAGGGCGGGGCGACCGGAGAAGGAGGGUCUCGUGUCUUCUCCGAAAUAGACACUAAUCCGUUAGUGUCACGCGCACAAACUGCGAGAUCGUCCGCAGGCCAAGACGGCACAUUCAUCAAUCCCUCUAUAAGCACCUCUCGAGAGUGACUGCGAUUGAUGCCCGCGACUGCGAAUUCUGACUUGCGGGCCCCCCGGGCGAAACAGAAAGUAUCCCCGAGGCGACUCCCCGGAUCUCUCCCCGUUCACGCGCCGUUCCACUCUCUUUCUCUUCGAGGAGUUCUUCGAGUUGGCGACUAUCGAUGUCGUGAGAUUUAUUAUAGACGCAAAGAAAGUUCUCUAUCGAACGUUACAGCGAUAAAUGAUCUAUUCGUUCCCGUCCGCGAGGAACGCUUUUAAAAGAUUAUUUCAUUGUCAUUAAUUCACAUCGGAUAUCGGAUAUGUUAAAUGUUUCAAUUUCUGAAUAAAAAUAGGAGCAAAGAAAUUAA
This is a messenger RNA of Pogonomyrmex barbatus (red harvester ant), 1975 nucleotides long. It is a transcript of the gene MESR3, whose product is annotated as misexpression suppressor of ras 3. The record is from RefSeq and is a predicted model, not a curated record. Gene Ontology annotation, biological process: regulation of transcription by RNA polymerase II. NCBI's taxonomy places the organism in Eukaryota, Metazoa, Arthropoda, Insecta, Hymenoptera, Formicidae. Gene Ontology annotation, molecular function: DNA-binding transcription factor activity.